CAUUUCUUAGAUUCUCUGUUGACGCUCUGUUCACAUCCGACCACAGGUGUUCAGGUUACAGCUGCUAAUGCUAGCGUGACGUCACUGCUCCGCAGCAAACACACGUGUGUUGUCAAUGUGACAGUGGCCGUUUCUCAAUAUCCAUACUUGUGCGUACUUGCGAAAACGUCAUCAGCCUCAGUCCAAGUGCUGUUCCAAUUCUCAAGUAAGCGAACAGCGAGGACGGUUCUCAAACCCGGAAGUGUUCUCGCUCCGCCCAUCUUCUGCAUCGGAGGACCAGGACCAGGAGCCGGAGCCAGGAUCAGGACCAGGACCAGGAGGAGGACGAGGAGCAGCGGGGACAGCACCACCAGCCCCACUACCAGCACCACCAGCCCAACCAGCCCCACCAGCACCACAAGCCCCACUACCAGCACCACCAGCACCACCACCAGCCUCACUACCAGCACCACCAGCACCACCACCAGCCCCACUACCAGCACCACCAGCACCAUCAGCCCCACUACCAGCCCCACCAGCACAACCAGCCCCACUACCAGCACCACCAGCCCCACUACCAGCACCACCAGCCCCACCACCAGCACCACCAGCCCCACCAGCACCACCAGCCCCAUCAGCACCAGCACCAGCUGCCCCAGCAUCAGCAGCACCACCAGCCCCACUACCAGCACCACCAGCACAACCAGCCCCACCAGCACCACAAGCCCCACUACCAGCACCACCAGCCCCACUACCAGCACCACCAGCCCCACUACCAGCACCACCAGCCCCACCACCAGCACCACCAGCACCACCAGCCCCACUACCAGCACCACCAGCCCCACCAGCACCACCACCAGCACCAGCUGCCCCAGCAUCAGCAGCACCACCAGCCCCACUACCAGCACCACCAGCCCCACUACCAGCACCACCAGCACAACCAGCCCCACCAGCACCACAAGCCCCACUACCAGCACCACCAGCACCACCACCAGUCCCACUACCAGCACCACCAGCACCAUCAGCCCCACUACCAGCCCCACCAGCACAACCAGCCCCACUACCAGCACCACCAGCCCCACUACCAGCACCACCAGCCCCACCACCAGCACCACCAGCCCCACCAGCACCACCAGCCCCACUACCAGCACCACCAGCCCCACCAGCAGCACCAGCAGCACCACCAGCCCCACUACCAGCACCACCAGCCCCACUACCAGCACCACCAGCACAACCAGCCCCACCAGCACCACAAGCCCCACUACCAGCACCACCACCAGCACCACCACCAGUCCCACUACCAGCACCACCAGCACCAUCAGCCCCACUACCAGCCCCACCAGCACAACCAGCCCCACUACCAGCACCACCAGCCCCACUACCAGCACCACCAGCACCACCAGCCCCACCAGCACCACCAGCCCCACCAGCACCAGCACCAGCUGCCCCAGCAUCAGCAGUACCCAAGGGAUGAACUCAUCGGUGGAAACCAUCUCUGAUAUGGAACUGGUCAAUAUCACCACUGACAAUGCACCGGACGUGGUGAAGACAAUUGAGUGUUUACUACACAAUGAGUCCACCAUCGGCUACCAGGCUCUGGUCACAGUUCUCAACAAGCUGGUGGACGUCAUUCAUGUCAGUGUGGUCACUCCAGACCUGGAGUCUGACAACAACACGAUGCCAUUUACUAACAGUAUUCUAAAUAUCAUGGAGACUGUUGGAGACAUGUUGGUCGGAUACAAUGGUUCCUGCUCUGUGGUUGCACCGGCCAUUGCCAUCUCAGUGGUGGACAUCGUUCCGUCACAAUUUGACAAUUUGACGUUUGGGGUGUCGUUUCAUAGCGGAGACACAAUGCCCGAGAUCUUUAUCAACAGGAAACCCUUAAACAAUACGGUGGUCACCAUAUCCCUGCCGUCCAUCAUCCGUCACAGUUUCCCACAGGUCGGCCCAAACCAGAGUCCACCAAGAAUCCAGUUUCAGUUCUAUGGAAUCCCAACACUCUUCCAGAGCAACCAAAAGGAUCAGAUCCUCAACACCUUUGUAGUGUCGGCCAGUGUGACCAAUGCCAUCUCACCAAUCAAGGACCUUGACGAGGAGAUCCAAAUCAUGUUCCAUCAUCUCACACCCAAUACACUCCACAAGGACUUACAGUGCGUGUUCUGGAACUUCAAUAAAAGCAACGGACACGGAGGUUGGGACAACCACGGCUGCAGAACAAACUACAGCAACUCCAACUACACCACGUGCCUGUGUGACCAUCUCACGCACUUUGGAGUUCUCCUGGACGUCUCCAGGAAUCCGGUGGAUCCAUAUAAUGAGCAGAUCCUCACCAUUAUCACCUACAUUGGCUGUGGAGUCUCAUCACUGUUCCUGGGAAUCACUCUCCUCACCUACACAGUUUUUAAGAAGCUCCAUCAAGACUACCCCUCUCAGAUCCUCAUCAACCUCUGCCUGGCCUUGCUUGGCUUAAACCUGGUCUUCCUGGCCAACUCCUGGUUGUCCUCUUGGGAGGUGUAUGGCCUUUGUGUCGCUGCAGCGUUCACACUGCACUACUUCCUCCUCGCCGCAUUCACCUGGAUGGGAAUAGAGGCCAUUAACAUGUACUUUGCUCUUGUCAAAGUCUUCAACAUCUACGUGCCUUUGUAUAUCCUAAAGGUCUGUGCUGUGGGAUGGGGGCUUCCUCUGAUGAUCUGCAUCACGGUGAUCAGCGUGAACAUGGACGCUUAUGGCAGUCACCUCUAUGCAGACGCUCAGCCCGGCUUAAACUUGAUAGACAACUCUAGUGACUUCUGCUGGCUCCAGGACAACGUGGCGUAUUACACGUCAGUGGUUGCCUACACUCUGCUGGUUUUGCUCUUCAACAUUGUGAUAUUUGUGACGGUCCUUGUUGAGCUUCGUCGCCUGCGAGUCAACAGUCCGCCCGGAACCCACAGUAAAGUGAUGCAGGACCUGAAAGUAGUUGCCAGUCUGACCUUGUUGCUUGGACUAACAUGGAUUGCUGGCUUCUUUACCUGGGGCGGAGUAUUUGUAGUGUACCUAUUCUCUGGACUCAACAGCCUGCAAGGUCUUUUCAUCUUCCUUUUUCACUGUGUGAUGAAGGAAAAAGUCAGGCAACAGUGGAGGAUUCACCUUUGCUUUGGUCGCUUUCGACUCAAGGAAAGCUCUGAGUGGAGCACCUCUGCCACAAGUGGUACUGUGGUUGAUCCCAGAUUUAAUCCUCCAAGAGAGUCAGUACCAUCAGGCCACGCGGUGAAGUCGAGUUCCAAAGAAAGCACGUCGGCCUGAUCCGACUCCAGCCAGCGAGACUAAAUCUAGGUGAGGAGAGCAGCGCGCCAUCCUUCCAUCACUCAUAACCACCUUUGUGUCUGAAAAACAGAUUAUGACAAAGAUGAUUCAAUUAAAGUUCACUAAAAUAUAAAAGGCA
Messenger RNA from Solea solea (common sole), 3403 nucleotides. Its product is annotated as adhesion G-protein coupled receptor G2-like. The record is from RefSeq and is a predicted model, not a curated record. Gene Ontology annotation, molecular function: G protein-coupled receptor activity. Gene Ontology annotation, biological process: adenylate cyclase-activating G protein-coupled receptor signaling pathway; cell surface receptor signaling pathway. NCBI's taxonomy places the organism in Eukaryota, Metazoa, Chordata, Actinopteri, Pleuronectiformes, Soleidae. Bases 1450 to 3264 code for a protein of 604 amino acids. Gene Ontology annotation, cellular component: membrane. The transcript has 20 exons.